UCAGCCCUCUGACUCAUGGGCUGGGACCUUUGCGCUUUCAUAAUGCAUCACAAAGAUACGAAAUGAAGACACUUUCAUCCUCUCUGCAUCAGGGGGAGAAUUAUAGCCUGAGCACUGAGCAGUCCUGUUAUUGAUUUAAACCAUAGCCUCAGUCUCUCUGUUGGAGUGGCUGCUGAUGUCCUUCUGGGUCGUUGCAUUUAAUCGGAUUCCCUGAGCUGCCAGGCACAGGGGGAGAGUUAGAAUAAAAUCCGUUUAUGAUGUUCACUUCAAAAUCCAACUCUGUCUCCCCUUCUCCGUCCAUGGAACAGGCAGACUCGGAUAUCUUGGAUAUCAGCACCAAAGUGCAGCUGUAUGGCGUGCUCUGGAAGAGACCCUUUGGGAGACAAUCUGCCAAAUGGUCUAGGAGGUUCUUCAUCAUCAAGGAGAGUUUUCUGCUUUACUAUUCUGAGAGUGAAAAGAAGAGCUUUGAAAGCAAUAAGUACUUCAAUAUCCAUCCCAAGGGCGUCAUACCUCUGGCAGGCUGCAUCGUGGAAGCCAAAGAAGAACCCAAUAUGCCUUUUGCCAUGAAGAUCUCCCAUGAGGACUUUCAUGGUAACAUUGUGCUGGCAGCGGAGUCAGAAUUUGAGCAGGCUCAGUGGCUGGAGAUGCUGCAGGAAUCUGGAAAAGUGACCUGGAAGAAUGCUCAACUGGGAGAAGCCAUGAUUGAGAGCCUGGAAGCUCAAGGGCUCCAGCUGGCCAAGGAGAAGCAGGAGUAUUUAGAUAAGCUGAUGGAAGAGACAGAGGAGCUGUGUCUGCAGAGGGAGCAAAAAGAGGAGCUGGAGCGUCUUAACCAGGUACUAGAGGCAGAGAAGCAGCAGUUUGAAGAGGUGGUACAGGAGCUGCGGCUGGAGCAACAGCAAUUUAAACGGGAGCUGGAACUGACAGCUCAGUCCCUCAGAGGAGUGGAGGAGGAGAAGAAGGAACUGCGAAGCUUGACAGAGACCUUACAGAAAACACUGGAGGAGCUCUCCCGGGAAAAGCAGAGAACCCUGGAGAUGCUGGAGGAGAAUGAGAGCCAACUUCAGCCCCUGGCCAAUGCUAGCAAGCAGCCAAACUCCACCGGGGGUCUCCAUAGCAACCUGCGCCAGAUUGAGGAGAAGAUGCACCAGCUGCUGGAGGAGAAAGUCUUGGCGGAGAGAAGGAUGAAGGAGAAUGAGGAGCGGUCCCGAGCCUUGGAGGAGGAGAGGGAGUUUUACUCGUCUCAGUCACAGGUGCUGCAGAACUCGCUUUCAGAACUGACUGCAGAGAAACAGCAGACGGAGCGAGACCUCAAGGCUGAGAUGAAGGUGCGUAUGGAUCUAGAGAAGAGACUGAGGGAGGCUGAGGAAGCCCUACAUAGCUUGGAGCAAGGCUUAAAUUCUCUGGAUCGCAACAAAGAGAAGGAGGAGAAAAUGAAAACAGAUGUCAGCAAUUUGAAAAAGUUCUUUGAGGAGUGCAUCCGGAAUGCCGAGCUGGAAGCCAAGAUGCCCAUGAUCAUGAAGAACUCCGUGUACCUCCACAAGGCUGCCACCCGCCGGAUAAAGAGCUGCCGGCUCCACCGCAGGAGGUCCAGUGCUUCAUGGAAUGACUUGAAACAGUCCCAGUCGUUCAUCUUCUCCCAGACAGAAGUCGAUAACAUUGAGGAGCUGAAGGAGGCAGCCAAGAGGCUGAGCCGGGACCAGCACUUCCGAGAAACCCUCUAUCAAAUCAUGAUGUCUCAAAAAAAUUCUGCCUCAGGGGAUGAAAAGUGAAUCCUCGUCUCCUCCCAUCAGGAGGGGGCUUCUGAUCUCAGCUCAUUGUUCACCUCAUCAGAAGUUCAACCACUGGGGCCAGGGGGAGGAUUUGCUCCUUUGUGGGGAAAGAGGUAGGAUGGAUGCAUGCAAUACCCUCCAGGGUUGUGGCUUUUAGUGUGCGUUCCUGAGCAGUGCCAAUCUCUUUUUUCCUAGACUACAGGGAAGCUCUGACAUUCCCCCCAAAUCACCUCCCUUUACUUCAGCCGUUUCCAUUAGGACAUGUUCUGUCAGAAUCCCACAAUCAGUGUUCAAAUGAAUCACACACAUUAGCUUAGGGAGUGUCAGGUCAUUUCUUCUCAGUCUAGUCCCGCAGCCAAAUGUAGUUGCUGCUGAUAAACCCCUUUCUUAGCCUAAUGUCCAGCUAGUGAAACUAGCAGAUGAGGC
Molecule: messenger RNA, 2195 nt
Organism: Chelonoidis abingdonii (Abingdon island giant tortoise)
Lineage: Eukaryota; Metazoa; Chordata; Testudines; Testudinidae
Gene: PLEKHD1
Product: pleckstrin homology and coiled-coil domain containing D1
Source: RefSeq, a predicted model, not a curated record